Molecule: messenger RNA, 757 nt
Organism: Nicotiana attenuata
Lineage: Eukaryota; Viridiplantae; Streptophyta; Magnoliopsida; Solanales; Solanaceae
Product: mavicyanin-like
Exons: 2
Coding region: 49-621 (190 amino acids)
Cellular component (GO): plasma membrane
Molecular function (GO): electron transfer activity
Source: RefSeq, a predicted model, not a curated record
AUUUUCACCUGCAUGUAAUAUAUAGUGUGUAUAUAUGUGUGUGUGAAUAUGUAUAUAUGUCCCCUUUCUCAUCAUUCUUCUCAUAUUCCAAAUAUGGCAAAGAUUCUUCUAUUUUUUGUAAUUUUGAUUCUAAGUCUUAUUUGUUCAAGUUCAGCUACUAACUACAUUGUGGGUGAUAGUUCUGGCUGGGAUAUUAGUACUGAUCUUGAUACAUGGUUAGUAGGAAAAAGAUUCAAUGUUGGUGAUGUUCUUUUGUUUCAAUAUUCGUCGUUCCAUAGUGUGUCUGAGGUAACGAAGGAGAAUUUCGAGGGAUGCAACACGAGCAACGUGCUAGAUUCGAGUAAAAAUGGGAACACAACCUUGCCAUUGACAAAACCAGGGGACAGAUAUUUUGUUUGUGGGAAUAGGUUACAUUGUCUUGGAGGAAUGAAACUUCAUGUAAAUGUAGACAAUGAUAUUGCAACAUCAGCAGCAGAAGCAGAGGCAGGGGCCUCUUUUCCUUCUUCUAAGAGCAAUAAUCCUUCAGUUGUUCCUAGUUUUGCAUUGUCCAAUCAUGUUGGAUUGGAUUCUCUAGUUAUUGUAACUCUUGGCCUUUUGUCCUUGGCUUUUGCACUAGUGUAAACUUGAGGAUUUUCACAUGUUGAAGGUGUAUUAUGAUGCCUUCAGCAGCAGGUACAGGCACACUCACUAUAUAGUUGGAAACUUUUUAAAAAUAUAGAAUUUAAUCUUUAUGGGUACAAUUGAACUUGUAGCUUUA